UCCUUCUUUAAAAUCAGUUUGAUUACCAGACAGAGACCAAAUGCACACAAAAAAAAAAAUGGUCAUGACUUUUCCACUCAUCUUCUUCACCGUCUUCUUCGCCGCCACUCUCUCCGCCGUCGCUGCCGAUCUCCACGUAACCAGAUCACGUUUCAAACCUCCUCUCUUCUUCUCUGCUCUUCCUCAAAACGUCACCAAAUCCCGUACUCGUUACUUCGAGGUUCAAAAACCUCCCGUACCAAAUCUUCCGACAUCUCAACCACCAUCGUCAUGCUCGUAUCAUAUUCUCCACCAUGACUUUGGUUACACCUACGCUAAACCACCGGUUCUCGCCAAUUACACACUUCCCUCCCACUGCUCGUCGGCUCGAGAGUUCUCCAAAAUCGUCCUCGACUUCAAAUCCACCAGCAAAGGAAGACAGUUCGAUCGUAUCUUCGGAGUUUGGCUCGACGGCGUUGAGAUUCUCCGGAGCUGCACCGCCGAGCCUAGACCAAACGGAAUCGUUUGGUCAGUUGAGAAAGAUGUCACCAAGUAUCACUCUAUCCUCGUCAAGAACGAGACUCAGAUCCUCGCUGUGUAUCUCGGUAAUCUUAUAGAUAAGACCUAUACUGGUGUUUACCAUGUCGACGUCACCUUCCAUUUCUAUCAACUCGAAAAGAAUCUUGAAGAUUCUUCUUCUUCUUCUGGUUACAGCUCUCCUCAAGCUGAUAUGAUCUUGCCUGUUUCUAGAAACCUUCCCUUAAACGAUGGGUUGUGGUUUGAAAUUGUGAAUACGAGUGAUUCCAAGUAUAAGGAGUUUGAGAUCCCUAGGAAUGUGUAUAGAGCUGUUCUUGAGGUUUAUGUUUCUUUCCAUGAGAAUGAUGAGUUUUGGUAUGGUAAUCUUCCUAAUGACUUCGUUACUGCUAAUAAUCUCAGUGUUGCUGGUAAUGGACCUUUUAGAGAAGUUGUGGUUAGUCUCGACGGUGAUAUUGCUGGUGCUGUUUGGCCUUUCCCUGUUGUUUUCACUGGUGGGAUCAAUCCUUUGCUUUGGAGACCAAUUACUGCUAUUGGUUCUUUUGAUUUGCCGAGUUAUGAUGUUGAGAUCACGCCGUUAUUGGGAAGAUUGUUGGAUGGGAAGACUCAUAAGGUCGGGUUUAGUGUGACAAACGCGUUGCAUGUUUGGUAUAUCGAUGCGAAUUUGCAUCUUUGGUUGGAUCAGGAGAGGGAGAUAGUGGAAGGGACGGUGUUGGAGUUCAGUAAAAGCUCGUUGAAGCUUAGCUCUGUCUCAGACUUUAAAGGCAUGAAUGGGAACUUCACGACGAAAGCAAAGAGGUCGAUAACUUCGAUCGGGUUGGUCAAAUCCUCUCAUGGGGACAUUAUAACCAAUGCUAAUCAAGAAUUCACCUAUGGAAACACGAUGGUUUUAGGUAAAGAUGGGGGCUUGCAGAUCAUAGACCAGUUGAUCCAAGCCGAUGAUCGUAUUCACGCCAAGAAAGCCGCGAGAGAGGUAUACUGCGCGAAAUCCAUCAAGAGGUUUCCUUUUUACCUCUACUCUGACUCUUUAGAGCAGCAGAAUGACACAUCUCUGGAGAUUUCGAAUGUCACGAUGGAGUUCAACGAGGAGAGAUCAGAGAGCGACAAAGGGUUGAUGAGAACAUUCAAUAGCAAGCUUGAAAACAAGCAAGAUGGGCAAGGGGUUAUGGUGGUGAAGAAUAACUUAGUGGUCAAUGGAUAUGGAAGCACACAACAAGUGUAUAGAUAUGUUGGAAGUGACCAAUGCUACUUCAGAAACAUUAGCAGCUCCAACUACACCAUUCUAUAUGACAAGCGUGAAACUGUUUGCAAGAAGAAAACGCUGAAACUGCCGCCACGACUCGAGCAUCUAACCAGACAACAUCAUUUACUGGCUUGAUAUAUGACCAGAGACAAAAAAACCUCGCUCUUGCUGUGAUUGACAAUUGGAAAAAGAAACAUCACAAAUAAAUAAUAAACUUUCCAUGUUCCUUCUGUUUUUUUUUCCAGUUUUUGGUCAGAUUUGAUGUAUGUCAUUAUGCAAUUGCAAGAAGGCUCACGCUGAACUGUGUAGCCUUCGGACUUUACUUCAAAACACGCAGAUGUGAGAAUAAACCGAUCAAUUUGAAGUGUUA
Molecule: messenger RNA, 2126 nt
Organism: Camelina sativa (false flax)
Lineage: Eukaryota; Viridiplantae; Streptophyta; Magnoliopsida; Brassicales; Brassicaceae
Source: RefSeq, a predicted model, not a curated record